UGUGACGUACCUGUCAGUACUCCCCUUGCCGACACCAGUCUUACCGGAUCAGCUGAUCGGUUAUGAUGUUCAGUAGGGAGAUCGCGGAGGCCACGCACGCGCUUUGCCGCGCGGGAGGAUCUCUGAGCUUCCCCGACCUACAGCGCGAGCUGCUGGAGAGCUGCAACACCAAAGAAAAAGAUUUUUUCUACAUCAUGAAGGGCUGCUCCCGCUUCCUGCUGGUCCCUGACCAGGCGGGGGUCUGCGGGGAUGGGCUGGAGGACUACACGGUGGUCGCGCGGACUUCACUGCGGCUGUGCGGCGCGUACAGCCGCGAGCGGUGCGCGGACGGCGAAGCCUGUCAACAGCUGCACCUGUGCAGGUUCUUCAUCACCGGAAACUGUAGGUUCGGCAAGGGCAGGAAGUCAUGUAAAUUCUCCCACAAUAUCCGAUCUUAUCACAACCAUCGAGUGCUGACUGAGUGCGAGCUGCACGAGCUCGACGAGACUCACCUGAGCCUGCUGUUGCUGCAGAAUGACCCCGAGCUGCUUCCCGAGGUGUGUUCUCACUAUAAUAAAGGCUUGGCUCCCCGCGGUGCCUGCACCUUCCAGGUGAGCUGCACCAAACUGCAUCUGUGUCAGUUCUUCGUUCAGGGCCACUGCGCGUUUGGGCUCCAGUGCAAACGGCAGCACGCCAUCGACCAACGUGGCCGCAGCAUGCUGGAGGAGCGAGGACUGAGCAGGAACCGGAUCGAGAAACUGCCAGUCAUCUACAGGAACAUGUACCACCUGAGCAACGCCCUCACAGAGAGAAAUGUGGAACCUUUGAAGAGAACAGACGAGAUCUGUCUGCACUUCAUCAGGAACAGCUGCAAGUACAAAAACGAGUGUUGCUCUGUUCACUUCCACCUGCCGUACAAGUGGCAGGUGUUUGACGGCGUCGCCUGGAUAAACCUGGAGGACAUGGAAGACAUCGAAAGGGAUUUCUGUGACCCUUCUAAGACUCAAAGCUCCAGCCGUCAGCCUGUCAACUUCCUGUCCAUGAAGCAGGGCUCAAAGCCCGUCCGCCGCCUCUCCACGGUGUCCUCGGUACUGAGGCCGCCGCACUAUGUCCUGACCACAGAGUGGCUGUGGUACUACAAGGGGGACCAUGGUGACUGGAUCGAGUACGGACAUCCGGAUGAAAAGCAGCGCACCACCUCAGUGACGUCUCAGUCUCUGGAGGUCUCGUUUCAGUCUGACCGGUCUGCUGAGGUCGAAGUGAAGAAAGGACACCGACAGUACGUCCUAACCUUCCAAGACAUGUACCAGAGGAACCCUAAAUACAAGACAAAGAGGAGAGUUCGUCGCCGCCCUCGCUUCGUAUCGGUGGCGGCGGUGCAGCCUGAAUUCUCCAGAGCACUGCCACCUUCUGUGGGCGGAGCUUAUCUUUCACUUGCAACAGGUCACUUUCUGACUUCGAGUCUUUAAUGUAGAGACGAGUCUGAGGAUGGAGGCUGAAGUUUUCUGCAGGUGUCCAAAUCUGUAGUCCAUAAUGCAAACACAAGCUAAUGUUAGCUAACGUGUCUAUUUACUGCACAUACAUUUUUAUUAUUAUUAUUAUUCAUUUUCAUCUUACUGAACUUUUUCUUGAUUGUGUAAAGAAUUCUUGUUUCUGAAUGUUUCAUUUACAAAUUCUGACAUCAACAAGGCGAGAAGACGAGCACUUCACUGUAAAUCAGAAAUAUUUACUGUAAAAACUACAACUCCCAUGACUGAGAUGUAGUUUUAACUCUGAACUGAGACAACACAUUCAGACAAGAAAUUUUCCUAUUUUGUAAAUGUAGUAUUUAAAGUAAAGUAAGAAAACAUGGGGAAGAGGAUUUUGCAGAAGAUGUGACCUUUAAGAAAAAUAAAGAAUUUAUCUUUGUGAAAAGUUUAAGACAAAAUUUUAACUUUUAUAGAAGAUUUAUCAAACAUUAUGAAAUGUAUUUUUUUUCCUUUUUACCUUUCGGAGAGCUGAAGUGUUUAUAAGUUUAUAUAAUUAUAUUCAUGUUACAUGUAUUCAAAGGCCUUUUAUUAAAACAUGAUACUGUAUUUUAUUCACUUAUUUACUGUUACAUGAAAAUAAACUUCAUUUGUUUAAAGUG
This is a messenger RNA of Labrus mixtus (cuckoo wrasse), 2107 nucleotides long. It is a transcript of the gene parp12b, whose product is annotated as poly (ADP-ribose) polymerase family, member 12b. Lineage: Eukaryota; Metazoa; Chordata; Actinopteri; Labriformes; Labridae. The record is from RefSeq and is a predicted model, not a curated record. The transcript is spliced from 8 exons. Gene Ontology annotation, molecular function: metal ion binding. Bases 63 to 1448 code for a protein of 461 amino acids.